Molecule: messenger RNA, 1204 nt
Organism: Dioscorea cayenensis subsp. rotundata (Guinea yam)
Lineage: Eukaryota; Viridiplantae; Streptophyta; Magnoliopsida; Dioscoreales; Dioscoreaceae
Product: expansin-A8-like
Exons: 3
Coding region: 68-838 (256 amino acids)
Biological process (GO): plant-type cell wall organization
Cellular component (GO): extracellular region
Source: RefSeq, a predicted model, not a curated record
CAAGGACCAUCCUUUCUCAUUCAAAACAACAACAAAAACACCUACUCCUCCUCCUCUUCCUCCUCUCAUGGCCAUUGCCAACUUUUCCUCUUCCAAUGUCCUCAUUCUCAUCCUCUUUUCUUACUUCAUCUUCCACUUUCCGGCCGUAUUCGGUGACUCUUACGGUUGGGAAGGCGGUCAUGCCACAUUUUACGGCGGCGGAGAUGCCUCCGGCACAAUGGGAGGAGCGUGUGGAUAUGGUAAUUUAUAUAGUCAAGGAUACGGGACGAACACGGCCGCGCUUAGCACGGCUUUGUUUAACAAUGGAUUAAGUUGUGGAUCAUGUUAUGAGAUGAAAUGUAAUGAUGAUCCAAGAUGGUGUCUUCCGGGGAGUAUUGUUGUCACUGCUACCAAUUUUUGUCCUCCCAAUUUUGCUCUUGCUAAUGAUAAUGGUGGGUGGUGCAAUCCUCCACUUCAACAUUUUGAUUUGGCUGAACCAGCUUUUCUUCAAAUUGCUCAAUACCGAGCUGGGAUUGUUCCUGUUGCUUUCAGAAGGGUUCCAUGUGUGAAGAAAGGGGGAAUAAGGUUCACAAUAAACGGCCACUCUUACUUCAACUUGGUCCUAAUCACCAACGUGGGCGGUGCCGGCGACGUCCACGCCGUAUCCAUCAAAGGCUCUCGCACCGGCUGGCAAGCCAUGUCGCGCAAUUGGGGCCAAAACUGGCAGAGCAACGGCUACCUCAACGGUCAAUCCCUCUCCUUCCAAGUCACCACCAGCGAUGGUCGCACUAUCACCAACUUCAACGUCGCUCCUUCCGGCUGGCAGUUCGGCCAAACCUUCGAAGGUGCCCAGUUUUAGUACUCUGGCAUUUCGUCGAACACUUGAUGGGCAUAACGCUGAGGUUGCUUUCCCUUUUCAGCACCCGCUCUUCUUUGCCCUUUUUUUUUAUUAUUAUUAUUAAUUAUUAUUAUUAAUUACAUCAUAAUUAUAUAUAUAUAUAUAUAUAUUAUAAUGAUGGUGUGUUGUUGAUUGAUGUUGUAGCCUUUGUGAUAAAUUCACAGGGUAUUAAAAUAGAUGAUGAUAGAGGUUUUAUGUAAUUUGAGAUUGAGAGAUUGAGUGAGAACAAAGAGAUUUAUGUGGUGUUCUCUUUGUUUCUCUUGAUUAUUGUGUAAUUUGUUUUUCAUUGUCUUAUUUUUAAAAGGGGUAUAUAUUUUUUUUUUUCAA